This is a messenger RNA of Monodelphis domestica (gray short-tailed opossum), 5045 nucleotides long. The record is from RefSeq and is a predicted model, not a curated record. NCBI's taxonomy places the organism in Eukaryota, Metazoa, Chordata, Mammalia, Didelphimorphia, Didelphidae.
CCGGCAAAGCGGAUAUACAGGUUCCCAAGGCGACGGGGCUCCAGUUAAGACGCCUCUGUCCAACCUGGCACCCGGAAACCUUCGAGGCUGGCUGCCACUUAGAAGGAGCCUCCUCCAGUCUCCUUGCGUUUUCUCAGUGUCUCAUUCCUUCAACAACAAUUCAAAACUUUGCAGAAGUUUCUGAAGAAGAAAUUGUCACUUUCUACCAUUAUAUAUCCAAAAAAAACCCAUUUUGAAGGCAACAGGUAAACCAGUAAGGUCAAGAUGCCAGUAUAUAUCCGGAAAGGACCCCUGGAGAUCCCCCCUUAUGAAGAACAGGAUUGGAUUAAGGAUGAAGAUGGAGACUAUUUCUUAAAGGAUCCGGAUCAAAUCCUUGAUUCCCUACCUCAGCCUUUCCGGAUGAUCAGUAAUCUGAUAAACCUAUUGUUUGAUCGGACAUGGGAAACCAUUGAGGAGAGAGAAGCAACAAGGGCAAUUACAAUUAUUAAGAGUAAGCCAACUGUCUAUUUACCAACUAAAGAAAUCAAGUCUUGGGGUGAACCAUCCAGCAUUGCUGUCUCUAAACACUAUGUGUUUGUUGCAUUAUCCAAUGGAAUCAAGAUUCUCAAUGUAUUAAAGGAUUAUUCACUGGUCCGUAAUUGGGAAAUGGUCAAAUAUGGGAUGAUGUCCAUCUCAGCUACAGAAAUAGGGAAUGAAAUAUUUGUGACUGCUGUGGAUGAAAUAGGUGUUGUUCGUAUCUUUUAUUUUUACAAAGACAUUCUUUUCCUAAUAAAAGCCAUGAAUGAGGUGGAAGAUAUUAGCAAGCAGACUCCAUGUUUGAAUUUGAAAGUUUCUCCUGGUGGGGAUUUUAUGGCCAUACUUUUCCAAGGAAGUGGGUCUAUUUGGCUAGAAGUAUAUCGAUUACCCAAGGAAAACUGGAUUAAGGAGGUGGAGCAACCCCAUUUAUCUCAAUCAAAGAAGAAAGCUAGCCAUUUGCAUCUAAAAGUCAGUGUGUCGCAAGAUCUUGCAGAACUAGAAAAUUAUCUUCUCAAAGCAGAAAUUAAGUUCAGCAGUCCAAUUCAAAUAUUAAAACUUAAACCACCCAAACCAGUUACAGGUACUCCAUUUAAAAGCCCAGUGGAAGUCUUUCAGAAGAUAGAAGAUGUUUAUGGAUUAGGCUCAGGACAAAAUCACAUGAUCAGAGAUGUCCAAUUGGAGCAACAGGCAGCCAUCUUUGACAUUUUAUUUAGAAAGUUUCUGCCUUUGACAGACCCAGAGCAGGAUCCCAGUACUACAGGGAUCCACUUUCUUCUCCCUGGACAUAUCAUGAUGUUGCCAAGUGAAACCAAAGGUCCCUCAGGUAUGGCCUGUGUCCUGGGUGUGCACUGGCCUGGAAGACAUAAUUUCUUCCUGUAUUCACUUUUCCGACCACCAAGAGACAAAGAGAAAGCCGAUUCUGAUAUGAAGCCCGAGGGAGUAUGGCCAACUGCAUCACCAAUUAUUAAGUCAGCCAUCAGUCCUUGCUCAUCUUUCGUAAUUCUGGUGUGUGAAGAUGGAGUAAUCACAAUGUGGAAUAGAGCCCAAGCAUUCCUACUUGGUGUGAUUUCCCUCCCAGAAGGAUGUUCCUGCAGAAGUCUUCACUUCUUAAAGAAUUAUGAAACCCUAGAGGACUGCCCAUUCCCAGAGGAUGUGCUCAGUUCCAAACUGCAGGUUCUGGUGCUGUGUACCGAUGGGUCUCUUUACCUGGUGAAUGCCGAAAAAGCCAGUGAUCCCAGCAUCAGUGUGAUUGUGGAGAGGCCUGUGAAGCAUCCAAAUGAAACGAUCUGUGUUGUGGCUCCCAUCCCAUUUUUAACUCCCUUGAUACUACUCUGUGUUUUGGAUGGAUCAGUUUAUAUCAUGAAUGUGACCAACUCAGAGAUCAUCUGUGAAUUGGUUUCCCCUGCCUCUUAUAUGGCAAACCCCUGGGAGCCCGUGUUUGCAUUUAUUCCAGAAACCCAAUCUGUGUUCAUCCGGGGAGGUUCAACAACUGCGCGUCCACAGAGAUUGUCCAACCUAGGCUUUACUUUCAUGUACCAGAACGUCUUCCAGUACCUGAAGUGGAAGUUAAUAUACCCCGAAUCCAGCGGCCGUCUGAAUUCUGGGACUGAUGUUAGAGAGCAAGAAAGAGUUUCCAUAAAGAUAUUAAUCCAAAAGAUGGAGUUUUAGGAGUAGUGAUCAACAAUGAUGUUAUCAUUUAACUACAGCAAUGGCAGUUGGCACAUAAUGUCUACAUAGAUUUUGUCAGGAAUAUAACCUACACAUGGAUGUAGAUGAUCAAUUUUCAAUAACAUUGGUUCCUAAUUAAAAAUUUCUAAAGUGCAUUUUGCCUGAUAUCUCAUCCCUUUUUUAAGAGUGACAUCAGGACCAUCUGUGCAUUAAACAUUCCUAUUCUGCAUCUCCUGCAUAGAACAUAAUUUUUGUAGUCAGGGUUGCUAGGUUUGUGUUAUGAAUGAAAAAUUUUCUAUCUCCUGUCCUUUGGAGAGUCAUACCAAUGUCUAUACCCUUGUUGAUAGACCAAUUUUUUACAAUACAAGGAGUUUUACAAUGCAUACAAAAUAAAUUUCCUUUUGACAUAUAUAACGGAUAUCCAAAAUGAAAGAUAUACAUUAGUGUUUGAACAAUUAUAGCUGUUUCGAUUUUGAUCCCAUGAUAAAGUCUUUGGAGUGUGGGAUCCCUCUGACGUCAUAAAUAUAUGAGUGGGGUUUAGUCCAUACAAGUUGACAUGCUUGAUAUUGGUUUAGUUAUAAAAGACCAAUGGAUGUCAGCAUGACCAUUGUCCUUCAGUAGAAUAGUAAAUGUCAUUAAAAGUAGUAUAAUGUCAGUGUUUGGUUUUUAUAGUCACCAAUAAUGGUUUCUUGCCGCUUGCUUGGUAUGCAAUCAGCUGGCAUCAUAGAUGGUAUUCUUCUGCUUCUCUUCCUGGUCCUGUGCCACAUGGCAUGACGUGCUUGGUGGGUGACCAGGUGUUUUCAUUCUCUGUAAACAUACAAACAAAACCUCGACCCAAAAUUAUCAUUCUGUUGGGUCCCUGACAGUCUUAAUCUCCUGGCAAUAUUCAGCCCAAUCCAUGUACAACAUACAAUGCAACGUUUGUCAUUACAUGAGAAUUGUGAUUUAAUAAUAUUAGCUUAUAUUCCUUCUGGGGUGUAGGAGAGAUAGAUGGUUAGUAAUACCAUUUCCACCCCGUUUUUCUUUUUAAAAGCUUCAAUGCUUUUCCAAAAACUUAUUGAAUAAGAUUGAUUCUAAUGAAGACCUAAUUCAUUCUCACAAAUUUAAAAUGAAUCCUAUAAGAUAAAUAUUAUACAUACAUUUUGGAUGAUAGCAACAAUGUGUUACAAUUGGACAGUAUUCACUGUACUGUUUCAAUAUUUCAAUAGUAUGAUUUUCAUUUGAUCAAAUUUGGGUAACAUGGAACAAUUCCACUAAAAUAAUUGCAGGUUACAUAUUGUACAAAUACUUCAAAGGGUAAGUUUUCAGGUACAUGAUGAACUUAGAUCUUACAACAAAUACCCAUAUACUGGCAUAAUAGAAUGCUAGUGAGUAACAAUGAUAUUUUUCUCUAGGUAUUGUCUUUCAUACAAGUACAUUUGUGUGGAUAUUGCAUUAGACCUGCCUAUAGAGCAGUGAUGGUUUUUCCCGCUCAUUGGCUGCUUUUCCUGCUGUCUGGUAUCGGUGCCAUGUUGUGGAUGGUGCCAGGCACAUCUGCAUUGACUUUCUGGGAAGACUGUCUUUCAGCUGGAUCAUUUCAGUUUUCUUCCAUGGACUUCUGGUAUCUGAGAAAAUAAACAGAAGAUCUCGACCCCAAAAGAAAGCCUUAUUGGGUCUUGUUAAAUUAGAAAGUGGCUGAAAAUAUCUCCUUGUGUUUGGAGUUUGGGACUUAUCAAUUCCUUUGAGCCCUUUUGAAAUUGCUUGCAUUUAGGCCAUGGAUUAUCCCAUUCAGCCCAUGUAUUGCUGUUACAAGCACUAUUACUCCACAAUUGUUUUGGAAUAGUUGGAUAUGCCCAAUUAUUUAAAAGAUCUGUAAUAACUUUGCAUACUUUAGCAUUUUGAGAUUAAUCCUAUACAUCAGGAGAGUGAUUAUCUCCCAUCACUUGUUAGCUUUUAGAUUUUUAUACCAUAGGGGCAUGUAGUAAUGCUUCCCUUAGUCCACAAUGUUUAGUUUGGACACCUGUCUGAAGUGCAUGAGUGACAUGAUAACAUUCACAGGAUUUUGCACUGGUAGCUAAUUUCACUUGUGUGCAUAAAAUAUUGAGGAAUAUUGGACUUGGCACUCUGAUGUGUCAGAGAGUGCAAGUGAUCUGCGUCUGCUCAAAAGCAGUGUCCUCAAGGCCAUUUGCCUUUGAUAAUGAUUUCACCUUGGCUUUGCAAUGCUGAGAAUGUGUUUCAUAUUUAGAAUUGAUGCUAUAUUAUUUUGAUAUUGAGUAAUUCUUAUUAAUUUGCUUUUUGGAUAAAGUGGCAGUAAUGUGCUUUACAUACAAUUUUUUAACUUUAUACAGGUUUUUAAAUAAUGGCUGCUAAUUUUUAUCCUUGUUGACCUUAUGUCCUGUUUAAAAAUUUAAUGAUUCCUACAUCUUUAAAAUUUGAAUAUAUUGGAAAUUUUUCUAAAGCAUAUGCCAAUUGAUGCUAGUCAAUUAAAAAUUUGCACUGAUUUUUAAUUUUGCUUUUGAUAAUAUUCAAUACUUGCCAUAAAAACUUAUAACCUGAGGUGUAGAUGCAUUGCCUUCUAUAUGGCAGGAUCAAUUUAUGAAACUGCUGAAUUAAGUUUUCUUUCCAGAUCCAAAUAGUUUUGGUAGUGAGUCACAUGGUUGCAAGAGUCCAUGAGGAUUUACCUCUGAAAACCUUGAUAAAUUUGUGUUUAUACCUUGUUUUUUAGCCUACAGUUAUAUAAUGAUUCUUUUUUAAAAUAUUACAGAUAAAAUAUCUCCUGUAGCAUAUGACAAAAGUCUUUCUCUGACUUUUUAACUUUAAAACUUUGCCUUAUAAGAAAUACAAUUAGACCUUCUUAUGUAAUUUUGCCAUGUCCAAUCCAA